AUGAAGAUUGAAAUGGAUGGAUGGCAAUACUGUUCACCAGUGGAGAUGGGGAUUUGUGAAGAAAGUAAUAUUCUCCUAACUCAGAUCCAGGAGAUGGUCCACUCAGACGCUACGUCCUAUGAGUCCAACCAUCAAGUUCCCCUGAUCAAUCGACCAGGGAUGUUAACCGGUCACAUGAGUGCCCUCAGCCAGUCACAACUGAUUUCUCAGAUGGGUUUGAGGAGCGGUGUUACCCAUGGUUCCCCAUCACCCCCUGGAAGCAAAUCUGCUACACCAUCUCCCUCCAGUUCUACUCAGGAAGAGGAGACAGAAUCACAUUAUAAGGCAACUGGAGAGAAGAGACCUUUGACAGAUCUGGGCAAGAAACCCAAAAACCAGAAGAAGAAGAAAAAGAAGGAUCCUAAUGAACCCCAGAAGCCAGUGUCUGCCUAUGCCCUCUUCUUCAGAGACACACAAGCAGCUAUUAAAGGACAAAACCCCAACGCUACCUUUGGGGAUGUAUCAAAAAUCGUUGCAUCAAUGUGGGAUAGUUUAGGAGAAGAACAAAAGCAGAUGCCACCCAACUUUAAACUGACUCUGGGCAGCUCACAAUAUAAUAUGCAAUACAAAUGCAAUACAAAAUAAAACAAGAUGGGUAUCUGGUUGUUUGAUACAAAAACCCAUCCAGCAAGGGGCUGUAUCCACCCUAACGUAAGGCCUGGGAGAACUUGCAUGGUGGUGGAAUGCAAAAAAGGAGGGAGCCACAUGGAUGUUCAGCUAGGACAGCAGAACUUCUCCUUCAUUUCUUCCUGCAACUCCCUAGACCUCUUGAAGUCUGUUUUAAAGUAUCCCUUAAGCCUCUGAAAACUUUUAAGACUGUGCAAAGAAUUGGAGGAGAGAGUUCUGCUGGAAGAAGUAGUACCAUCAAUGGAAAGUACUCUGUCCUUAAGAGCUACCUUAUCUUCUCUGCUGGUUGCAAUGCAAUUAAGCUUGGUGAUAUUUUUUUUAGAAAGAUACACACAUUUCCUGACAGUUUAGAUCCUCCCAUUGGAAGGGUUCCAAGAAACAACAUUUAGGAGAAGAGAAGCAGGUGGAGAAACCAUUGGAAAUUUAAAAUGUGCUUGAAAA
Candoia aspera is the source of this 1107-nucleotide messenger RNA. Its product is annotated as TOX high mobility group box family member 2-like. Bases 1 to 624 code for a protein of 207 amino acids. Gene Ontology annotation, molecular function: chromatin DNA binding. Gene Ontology annotation, cellular component: nucleus. The transcript is spliced from 4 exons. Lineage: Eukaryota; Metazoa; Chordata; Lepidosauria; Squamata; Candoiidae. Gene Ontology annotation, biological process: regulation of transcription by RNA polymerase II. The record is from RefSeq and is a predicted model, not a curated record.